AAAUAACUCUUAUAUACCCAAGAUGGCGACCUCCAUGGUUCGAGGUCGUGCAUGGAAACUUCGCAUGCAAUGUCGAUUAAUAAAAGCUCACGUUAGAUAUGCGAGUGGACAGUAUUAUGUAACGUUGCCAGAGGUGCCACCUGACACACCAGAAACCAACCCGCUGCUGCGACUUGCAGACCUUCCAAAGUUCUCUGCUAUCAAUCCUAACCGCUGCAUUACAGGCUGUUCCAAGUUGUCCAUAGAUCAUGAUACAAAUUUGUCCAUUCACAUUGAAAAUUUACAAGAUCCCAAGGUUGAGAAGACCUUUGAUGGUGUGUUCAAUACAGUGGAGCAACUAGAAGUUCCACUGAACUAUGCAUACAGAACAUUCAGAAUUCUGUGCAGGGUUCAGAAGGACAAAGGUUACAAUGAUGCCUACAGAAGGGUGACACGCCAGGUUAAUUAUUGCAACCAUGACCGACACCAAAAUGCAGACCUUUAUUAUGCAGUGAAGGAAUUAGGUCAGGACGUGAACCUUACAGAGACACAGCGCCGCCUGGUGGAUCUAUACCUGUAUGAGUCACAUGCCCGGGGAGUGGACAUCCAGGGUAAAGACAAGUGGAAGAACAUCACAGCCCUACAGGGACUAAACAGAGAGAGGCUGGUCUUCAGCAAAAAGGUUGAACUGACUGCAGGCCUAUUUGGACAUCGCAUUGAGAACUUUGGAAUUGUGGACAGCAUGCCACGGUCUCUGCUUACAAGAAUGGCUGAAGACAAGACUCGGCCGUCCAAUGGGCCCUGGAAGGUGACUCUCGACCCUGAAGUGUAUUACCCAUUUCUUGAACACUGUGAUAACCGCCAACAGAGCUGGAACGCGUGGCAAGCCUUCAAUAACCGAGCUUCAAAUGCCCAUGGUGCACAACAUCUCUCAAAUCAGAAGGUCCUGGAGGAAAUCCGAAUGUACAGUGGAGACUAUGCCAAGCUGCGUGGCUUCAAGACUUAUGCAGAGAUGACACUGGCAAACAAUAUGGCGGGAUCGGUGGAGAAUGUGGUCAACAUGAUUGAAACAUUCAAGGGCAGCUUUAAGGUCAAGGCCUCAGAGGAGAUGCAAGAACUCCAAGACUUUGCAGCAUCUGAAGGCUUUAAUGACAUCAUCCAACCCUGGGAUGUGUCAUUCUGGCGGAGACGGCACAGAGAACAUGUCUUCAGACUUGAUGACGGUCAGGUAUCUGAAUACUUCCCACUGGAUCAUGUGCUCACCAGCUUGUUCCAGUUAGUUCAUCAGCUGUUUGGCAUCACAAUCAAGGAGGCAACUGGGGAGGAAGAAACUUGGCACAAGGAUGUGAGAUAUUUCAAGGUGUUCGAUCCAAAUGGUACUAAUGUCAGUGCUUUCUACUUUGACCCUGUUGCAAGACCAGCUGAGAAGGAUACUGAAGCGUUGAUGAUGAUGGGGCGAGGUAGAAGUGAUGUGACUGGCACUACCCCUUUCUCAUACCUCCUGAUGAGCCUCGUUCCGCCCAUCGGAGAUCAACCCAUUCUCAUGUCCUUCAAAGAUGUCCAGGACUUGUUCAGGGAAUUCGGCAACGGCCUGCAACAGAUGCUGACUCAGGUACCGUACUGUGAGUUGUCAGGUCAGAACAAUGUGGAACAGGAUGCUGAGAAGGUGUGCGCUAAGUUCCUGGAGAGGUGGGCCUCUGUGCCAAGUGUGGUGCAGAACCUGACCAGCAAUGUCCACACCGGUCAACAGAUGCCGACUGAGGCUGUCUCUACACUUCUGCAAGCUCACAAACACUUGAAUGCCUAUGACUUGAUGUACGAUCUGUAUUUGGCUGCUGUUGACAUGGAGAUGUAUCAUAGCAAAGCACACUGGUCUAAUAUUCACCAGCGUUCAUGGGAAGAAUGUCUCCCUUUGCCCUUCAUCAAGGAAGACUACAUGCCCUGCAGUUUUACAGACUGCUUCGAUGGAGGGAGUUCAGCGUUGUGCUACAAACACACAUGGUCUCAGAUGAUUGCAGCAGACGUGUUUGAAGCUUUUGAGGAAGUAGGUCUCCAAGAUCAAGAAAAGUUGUCAGCUAUUGGGAACAGGUUCCGUGACACAUUCCUGACACUUGGUGGAGGUGUGCAUGCCAGUGAGGUAUUCAGGAGAUUCCGUGGCCGUGACCCAUCCCUCGAUGCGCUACAGAAAUACUAUAGUGAGAAGUAAAGUGUGUGUGUUAUAUAGAAGAUUGAAUGACAAGUGUGGCAGAAAAGGACAACGUGAUGACAUGAUGAUGUUGAAAUAUGUGGUGUUGCCAUAGGUAACCAUCAGCCACCAGGUGAUGUGCGAUGGCCACGUGAGAAAAAAAGAGACCAUGUUUAAACUCCUGCAGUGAUGGACAGGGAUUGUCAGGUAAAAAAGAAGAAACCAUCAAGUUUAUUCAAAUAAGGUCAGUGUGGACUACAGCAGACAUGUGCAAUGCUGUUCAAUCAUUUGUAUGACUUGUAAAUAAUGAAAUGGCAGUAAAAUGAAACCAAUAUUUGUUGAUAAAGAAUGCAGAAAGUAUUAAAAAAGUGCUAGUUCCUAAUACUGCCUGCCUUAUCUGUGAAUGUUAGGAAUGUAAAUUAUCAUUGAUAUUCUGUGUAUAUCAAGUUGUUUCAUGUGAUCACAGGGAACAUCUCAAUAAAUCAUAAUCAAAU
Messenger RNA from Haliotis rubra (blacklip abalone), 2658 nucleotides. RefSeq names its product probable cytosolic oligopeptidase A. Gene Ontology annotation, biological process: proteolysis; peptide metabolic process. The record is from RefSeq and is a predicted model, not a curated record. Gene Ontology annotation, molecular function: metalloendopeptidase activity. Lineage: Eukaryota; Metazoa; Mollusca; Gastropoda; Lepetellida; Haliotidae.